AUGAUUCAUCACUGUAUCACAUGCCGCAAACUUCGAAGAAAAUUGGAGCAUCAGAAGAUGGCCGACUUGCCUGAAGAUAGGCUAAGCGCGGACCCUCCGUUCACGUACGUGGGACUGGACGUUUUCGGCCCUUGGAUGGUUGCCUCACGUCGCACAAGGGGCGGUCUGGCCCAUAACAAAAGGUGGGCAGUCUUAUUCACAUGCAUGGCCAUUCGUGCAGUGCACAUAGAGGUCAUUGAGUCAAUGGAUACGUCAAGCUUCAUUAACGCCCUGCGAAGAUUCCUUGCGCUCAGAGGCCCAGUGAAACAGCUCCGUUCAGACAGGGGCACGAACUUCGUUGGUGCCUGCUCUGAGCUCAAGAUGUCGGCUGUUGGCUUCGAACUUCGUAAAGUUCAACGCUUCUUGAGCGAGCAAGGCUGCACCUGGAUUUUCAAUACACCUCAUUCCUCCCACAUGGGUGGCGUGUGGGAACGCAUGAUAGGCAUGGCUCGCCGGAUCCUGGAUUCAAUGCUUCUGAACGACGGCUCUCCUCGCUUCUCCCAUGAGGUGUUGACCACAUUCCUAGCAGAAGUGACCGCCAUUAUAAACGGAAGACCAUUGGUUCCAGUCUCCUCUGAUCCCGAAUGUCCCUCAGUGCUCUCCCCUGCAAUGAUCCUGACGCAGAAACCUACGUCGUCAACAGCACCUCCAGGAGAUUUUAAAAGUCUUCAUGUGAAGCAGUGGAAACAAGUUCAAGCUCUUGCCAACAGCUUCUGGCAUCGCUGGAGAACCCAGUUCCUGCCCACCCUUCAACGCCGUCGCAAGUGGAAAACCGAUCGACCUAACCUUCAAGUUGGCGAUCUUGUGCUGCUGAAAGACGUGGGCGCUAGACGCAACGAGUGGCCAAUGGGACGAAUCACCGCUGUGCGGCGAGGGAAUGACGGUAAGGUGCGCAAGGUGCAACUCCAGACAGUUAAAGACGGCAAGAAGAAAACCUUUGAACGACCAGUCUCCGAGAUGGUUCUUCUGUUCUCGCCGGAUCAAAGUGACUGA
Messenger RNA from Ornithodoros turicata, 1032 nucleotides. RefSeq lists its product as uncharacterized. The transcript has a single exon. The record is from RefSeq and is a predicted model, not a curated record. Gene Ontology annotation, molecular function: nucleic acid binding. The coding region runs from base 1 to 1032 and encodes 343 amino acids. Gene Ontology annotation, biological process: DNA integration. Lineage: Eukaryota; Metazoa; Arthropoda; Arachnida; Ixodida; Argasidae.